AUGCCACAGAACGCAGAAUCGACAACAACUGCAAAUGCUAUACCUAACGAACAUAAUGAUCCCGGACUGACACAAGGUCCUUUCUGGGCUGUAUUAAAAAAGCUAUCGAUAGACGACUUUAAAAACACUGGACAAAUUCCGUGUGCACGCAACAGCAUUCUUUCGGGAAUAGGCGGCGGAGCACUUUUCGGUAUAAUGCGUUUACUCCACUCAGGUAAUGUUGCAUUCGCGACGCAGACGGCUCUCGGGUCAUGUUGUCUAAUUGGGGUUGGAGCAUGGUGA
Messenger RNA from Paraglomus brasilianum, 282 nucleotides. The record is from the annotation of a GenBank genome assembly. Lineage: Eukaryota; Fungi; Glomeromycota; Glomeromycetes; Paraglomerales; Paraglomeraceae.